Molecule: messenger RNA, 3354 nt
Organism: Candida dubliniensis CD36
Lineage: Eukaryota; Fungi; Ascomycota; Pichiomycetes; Serinales; Debaryomycetaceae
Gene: ZCF29
Product: Zcf29p
Exons: 1
Coding region: 1-3354 (1117 amino acids)
Biological process (GO): DNA-templated transcription; positive regulation of transcription by RNA polymerase II
Cellular component (GO): nucleus
Molecular function (GO): DNA binding; DNA-binding transcription factor activity, RNA polymerase II-specific; zinc ion binding
Source: RefSeq, a predicted model, not a curated record
AUGGGUCAAAAAAGACGCAGAUCCUCAAAAGUUUGUGAUUUUUGCAAGCGUAGAAAAGUCAAAUGUGAUCUUGGUAAUCCAUGUUCUAUGUGUGUUAAAUAUAAAAAGUUCCCCUGUGUUUAUUCGGAACAUAAUACAGAGGUACCCAAACCCAAAAAGAAAAAGCUAAGUUCAAUUAAAUCGGAGGUUACUAAUACGAAUGAUACAAACGGUAGUGUGGGUAGUAAUGGCAGUUCAAUUAGUUUUGCAUCAGCCGCAACAUCAAUCCCCAGUAGCAUGACAUAUGCAAACCCUUACGUAUUUGAACCAAACAUUUCCAAAAAUAACGACAGCACUGGUGUCAACGUAAAUAAUAAUGAAAUUUGUCCCACGUUAUUCCAGACUUCCACAACUGUUGGUGGAGGUUCUGCUAUUGUGCAUAACGAAUUAUCAUUCUUAAAGGAGAAACUCAAGUCAUUGGAGGAUACACUACUACUGAAAAAAGAUACGGCACAGACUAACAAUAAUGUUGUCAGCAGUUCAAGUUGUAGCCCAAACGAUUCAGUACAUAGUCAGAAACCGUAUUAUAUUCCUUCGCUUACAAACACUCCUAUUGAGCUGACUUCAUUAUUGGGUAUAAAUCCUGUGGCUUCUGAUACCGAAACAAUCAAUUUUUAUCGAGGUUAUAAUGGAACGACGGAUAAAGAGCCUCUUCAGAAACGAAAUCAUGGACCAUUGAGUUGGGUAGCUUUAACAAAAGCAGAUAAUGCCAUGAGUACUCUUUGGGCUCAUAUUCAUAUUGUAAAAGAACAGAUCCGCACAAGGAUGUUAGCUAUUUCCGAUAAUGCCCCUCAAGUGGAUAAAGACUUUAUUGAAAAGGCUAUAUAUGACGAAGGGCAAGACAAUUUGCGACCAUUUAGAGAUACUGUGGAAAAGGAUCCCAAAAAGCCUCCAACCCCUGCCAGUAUAACCCAUUUGAAGACCAAUUCACAAUCACAGAAGUCAUUGAAUCAAAAGGCGUUGUGCCUCGGCUUACUGUUUUAUCGAGGAGGAUUAGAUCAGGAAUUGGAGCUUGUUGAAAAAAUCAGAUUGGUAUUACCAAAGCAGGAAAUCAUUUGGUUAUUAUUUAAGAGAUUUUUUACCCAUUUGUACCCUGCGAUGCCUAUUCUUGAUGAAGUUGUGUUGAAAGAAGAAUUGCAAAAGUUGAUUGGUCCUGAAGAUUAUUCUGCAUCUCAAGUGAGUGUUAAAAUUGAGAAAAAGUUGGAUUUUGCUUAUUUGGGGAUUUUACUACUUGUUCUUCGCUUAAGUUAUAUUUCGUUAUUCUCGUAUGAUUUGUCUAUUAAUGAGAAUUAUUUCACUACUGAAGAUCCAUCGCCUAAAGCCCAACAAGUCAAAUUUUUAUUGAAUAACCCAAUUAAUCUUGAUGUCGUUAAUAUUGCCCAAGAAUGCUUCAACCAAUUUAACAUUAUGAGGAACUGCAACAUGACAUUGAUGCAAUUAGCAUUACUUACAAGAAUUUAUCACCAGGUUUCUCCAGAAGAUGGUGACGGUAUUGAUGGGGGUGAUUCCCAAAUUUUCACUGGUAUGUUGGUGCAAAUGGCUUAUUCUUUAGGAUUGCACAGAGACCCAGAUAUUGUUCCUGAUUCCUCUAAAGAUCAAAAAUUGAACAAUUUGGGAAGGAAAAUUUGGUACAUGGUUCUUGUUCAAGAUUUUGGCAAUGCGAUGGGUAGUGGCAGCAUGCUUUGUGUUAAUGUUGAUUCCUUUGAUACUAAAAUACCUUUCUAUGUUCCUGGUAACGAAAACGUGAUUGAUGUUGAAGUUGAGAAAGUGGCUAGUAGUUGUUUCCCGAAUCUUGAAAGCACAUAUAACCCUUUAUGUGAACUUUUGAAUAUGAUUCUUCGAGUUAAAGGCGAGGUUAAGAUGAUUGAUUUGAGUAAGAAAAUGGAAUUGAUGGAAAAUCAUUUUAAGGAUAGAUAUAGAAACUUGAAGUCCCAAUCAGAAGAUUCUAAAAACUCAAUGCCUGCAACAUUAAAGAAAAAGAUAUUUUUUUCCGCUAACCUCUUUAUGGUGUCCAUAUAUAUGCAUAUUUUCAAUUAUUAUGAAACCAAGCAAAAUGUUGAAUUGUCGUUUUUUUAUUUGAAAAAGAUGUUUGUCACUACCAUUUUUCAAACCAUGCCAUACUUUACCGAGUAUGUGACCAAUACAAAUGAUGUGUUCAACUCAGGUUCUGAUAUUAUUGCCAUUCCAGGAUACGAGUCAGUGGCUCAUAAGUCAUUAAUUGUUAUUGCAGCCGUUUAUCUUCGUCUCAUGUACCGUAUUAGAAUGUUGAAAAUUCGAUAUGAUCAUAACACUCGGAUGAACUCUGAUGCGAACGAAGAUGAGGAGUAUAAGUUAUAUUUUAAUAAGCUAGUCAAAUGUAGUGAUUUGUUGAUUGAAUGCCGUGAAAUAUUUAGAUGUGGCUUAGCGAAAUUGUCCAAUCGUUAUUAUUAUGCCUGGAGAGUGACGAAAGCGCAAAACUUUAUUGGUUCAAUGAUAACAGAGAAGUUUUUUGAGAGUUAUAAGCCGAAAUCUGUGCACAAUGGAUAUUCAACAGAAAUGGUUACUGAAUUGAUAUAUAUAUUAGAAAGUUCAUUGAAAAGAGUGAGAGAACUGAAAAGAUUAAGGAAAUUGCAUCAAAAACUGAUGGAAAAUAAGUCUCAUAAUAAGAAAGUGCUCCAAAAGCUGUAUAGUCAUCUGCUGUACCAGCAUACAUCGCAACAACAACAACAACAACAACAACAACAACAACAGCAGCAGCAGCAGCAGCAGCAACAAACUCAAACUCAAAUUCAAAUUCAAGCUCAAGCUCAAUUCCAAAGUCAUUCAUGGAAUGACACUGGAGCUAACACUCAGUAUUCAUACAACGAUCAAAGUCUGUUUGGCGAUACAAACCUUUCAAAUGACCAAACUUCAAUGGCAUCAAAUACCAGUUCUGAUGUUGACAUCAAUGAUUACAAAACCAAUGAUGAGAUUGAUAGUAUUUGGUUGCAAAUGAUGAAUUUAAAGAAUCAAGAUGCUAUUGGGACACCAGGAAAUACCCAGUUUGGUGGUAGUGGUAAUUGGACAACAAGUUUCCAAUUUGAUCAAUCAAAUAUGGCGGCUUCUCAAGUAUCAAAUACUCCUGGUGUGAAUGUUGCAAAUGCGUCACUUGGACAAGGAUCUGAGUUAACUAGUGGAGGUAAUGACAUGGGUAAUGUUAAUUACACUAAUAAUGCCAGUGGAGCUGGUACAAAUGGUUUAUUCAAUCCUAUACCCAAUCUUCCAAAUACGUUGAUUGAUGUGAAUAAUUUAUUUGAGAAUGUUCCACUCGAUGAAUUAUUUAAAGAUUUCUCGUAA